Canis lupus familiaris (dog) is the source of this 555-nucleotide messenger RNA. RefSeq names its product thymosin beta 10 (gene TMSB10). Gene Ontology annotation, cellular component: cytoplasm. Lineage: Eukaryota; Metazoa; Chordata; Mammalia; Carnivora; Canidae. The coding region runs from base 165 to 299 and encodes 44 amino acids. The record is from RefSeq and is a predicted model, not a curated record. Gene Ontology annotation, biological process: actin filament organization; regulation of cell migration. The transcript has 3 exons. Gene Ontology annotation, molecular function: actin monomer binding.
UCCGCCUCCCAGGACCGCCCCGCUGCGGCGGGCGCGGGGCGGGGCGGGGCGCGGCGUAUAUAAGGCGAGGGGCGGGCGCCGCUCUUUUGUCUCUUGCUGCAGCAACGCGAGUGGGAGCAGCCGGCGCGGGCUCGCAGCGGAACUCCUCGGGUCGCUCUAAGAACAUGGCAGACAAGCCAGACAUGGGGGAAAUCGCCAGCUUCGAUAAGGCCAAGCUGAAGAAGACGGAGACGCAGGAGAAGAACACCCUGCCGACCAAAGAGACCAUUGAGCAGGAGAAGCGGAGUGAGAUUUCCUAAGAACCUACAGGAUCCCCCACCCCCGUCAUCUUCGAGACACCCCAGUCGUGAUGUGGAGGAGGAAGAGCCACCUGCAAGAUGGACACGAGCGACAGGCUGCACUGUGAACCCGGGCACUCCGCGCCGACGCCACCGGCCUUGCGGGUCUCUGAGGGGACCCCCCCAAUCGGACUGCCAAAUUCUCCGGUUUGCCCUGGGAUAUUAUAGCAAAUUAUUUGUAUGAUUAAUGAAAAUAAAACACACCUCGUGGCAUGGC